Metarhizium robertsii ARSEF 23 is the source of this 2430-nucleotide messenger RNA. Its product is annotated as restless-like transposase. Bases 1 to 2430 code for a protein of 809 amino acids. The transcript has 2 exons. The record is from RefSeq and is a predicted model, not a curated record. Lineage: Eukaryota; Fungi; Ascomycota; Sordariomycetes; Hypocreales; Clavicipitaceae. Gene Ontology annotation, molecular function: protein dimerization activity.
AUGUCAGCCAAUAAGUCAGCCGAGGCAGGGCAACAGCAGCUGUUGGAAGAUCGUUUGUUUCGCCAUUUCAAAGGCUGGACUUGGUCAGAACGGGCCCGUGAUACUAGCUCGUGGCUUUGGGACUUUGGCUACGACAUUCAGCGUCACGGCAUUCGCCGAUGGGUCUGCAAGCACUGUAUCCUCAUAAAUCGUCCCAUUGUCGUGAGUUUUGCCUCCUCGGGUCUCCAGAACGCGGCAAACCAUCUAUGGCGUGAACACAAAACCCCAGCGCCAGCGCGAGAGAAAAGGAGCACGGCGCAGCUGAAGUCAGAAGGCGCACUGGAACCGAACCAGCCGACAAUUGCUUCUGCUUUGAAACUGGACGUCGACAAGCCUAGGGAACAGAAUAUCGCGAAUUGCUUCAUCUCACGGUUUGAUAGGCAGCACUUUCAGCGAAUGCUAGUCGAGUUAAUCGUCAGUAGCAACCAGUCCUUCUCCUUCGUCGAGAAUCCCAUCCUGCGAGAAAUCUUCGACUACCUGAGUCCGUCCGUUUCCAUCCAGUGCGCCAACCUGAGUGGCAGUGCUAUUCGAUAUAAGAUCAUUCAAGAGUAUAAUCGCCACAAGCAGACGGUUAUCGAGUUGCUGAGGAACUCCUCUGGACUGCUUCAUUUAUCAUUUGAUGGCUGGACGUCUCGAAAUAAACUCGCCCUGUAUGGGAUUGCCUGCUUUUUCAGAGAUGAGAAGGAUCGGCCAUGCAAAAUCAUAAUUGGGGUUCCAGAGGCUCAUCGUCACUUCGGCUCAACGAUCGGCGGGGAGGUUCUCGACGUCCUACACGCUCUUGGCGUCGGUCCAGAGAAGAUUGGCUAUUUCACGCUUGACAACGCCGAAAACAACGAUACUGCGAUGGAGGUUAUUGGUGCUGAACUUGGGUUCAAUGGCCGACUACGCCGAGGACGCUGUAUUGGCCACACCAUUAACUUGUCAGCCAAGGCGCUCUUAUUUGGCAGAAACAGCGACGCGUUUGAGAAGCAAUUAUCCGGUGCAGAAGCAUUAUCUGAUACCGAAUACGCUCAAUGGCGCAGAAAAGGACCCGUCGGCAAGCUCCAUAACAUCGUUGUUGAUGUGCGCAAUAGUCAUCGGUUAAUUUACUUAUUCAGGGAGGUCCAGAGGGAAGAAAUUGAUCGCGCCACUACCCUCAAACUCCGAUCGAAGAAGCCGCUCAAGUUGAUUAUCGAUAACGAUACGCGCUGGCUGUCACAACUCUACAUGAUUCGCAGGGCUUUGCGACUGAAAAAUUCCGUCGAACUACUACUGAUCAGGUACAAGGCGCAAUGGGAAGACGAGAAUCGGUCUAAAAAGACUGGCCAGGUAACGCAAGCCAAGUUGGCCAAAAAGCCACGCAUCCUCCGAGAUGAGAACCAACUAACAGACAAAGACUGGGAGGUCCUUUACCAUUUGGAGGCCAUUCUGACUGUUUUUGAGACCGUGGUAAAGACACUUGAGGGUGAUGGACACAUCCGUAAGCGUAAGCAAGGCUGGACCGGCUCCUAUGGCAAUAUCUGGGACGUGAUGCUUGGCUACGAGUUACUGCUUAACACACUGGAAGAGUAUAAACAGCUUGCUGCUGGCUUUCCUGACCCAGAGCACUUCCGCAUCGGAAUCAACCUUGCUUGGGAUAAGCUGGACGAAUAUUAUCAACGACUGGACGAGACGCCGAUUUACUAUACAGCUUUGGCACUCCAUCCAGCCUAUCGUUGGGACUGGUUUGACGAAACGUGGUCACAUAAGCCUAGUUGGGUUAAAAAGGCCAAAGAGAUGGUUGCCGAUGUCUGGUUAUCCGAUUACGCUCAUCUUGAGGUUAGAAUUACCAGCAGCAGAGGUGACGACGAGCCACCAGCCAAACGGUCUCGGUUUUUCAACCCCUUCGAGAAGAACAGUCGUCUGCCAAGCUCAACACCAGUCUAUGCAGCAACUAUAAUUGGCGACGAGUAUCAGGCGUGGCAGACGGAUCGUGAGGCUGGCGACGGCAACGUUCGUGAUCCAAUUCGUUACUGGAUCAAUAAGAAAAGCAGAUAUCCAAGGUUAUCCAGGAUGGCCUUAGACUUCCUGACGAUCCAGCCAAUGUCAGCCGAAUGUGAGAGACUGUUUUCAGCAGCUGGCAAGAUGGUCUCCGGAUUGCGUACAGACCUAGAUGCUGAAAUUAUUGCCAUUUGUCAGGUGUUACGCUCUUGGUAUCGCGCAGGCCUCAUCAAGGACCUAGACCCGUUACUUAACUCACAUGUCGAAAGUAGGCUGGAUACGGCCUAUGGGGCUUUAAGCGACAAUGAACUAGCGCGUGCUGAGUCAAAAUGGCUAUUGGAUGGCGAGGACAGCGCCAGCGAGGUUGACGAUCUAGCACAGCGGCAACAGUCUGAAGAGUUAGCCGUAAAGUCUGAAAGUGAGGCCGAAUAG